AUGUUUCCAAAGGCCAUGUAUCUCUCUUUUUUUCUCUCAUAUAUAUUAUAGUUCUUCAUUUCUCCAGCCUUAUAAUCACUGCCCACUUCUCACAACAAAACUUCAACAAACAGAUCCACCAAUUUCCUCCUCUUGUUUUCUUUUUUUGCCCUACUUCGUUAGGGUUUCAAGUUUCUCUAAUUUUCUUUCUUCUUGCUAAUGCAUUCAACUUUUCUUGUCUCUUUAUUCAUCUGCUUCUUCUUCUUCUUGCUUUCUUUGUUAAUUGUUUCUUCUUUUUGGGAUCUUGAUCAUCAAGUCUUCUUCUUUUGGAUUCAACCAUGCCUGCUCUUGUUAAUUACUGUGGUGAUGAUGAAUUCUAUUCUGGGUCGUCUAUGUACUCAAAUCCCAUUGAUUUGGGUAGAUUGUAUUCAAUUGGCUCCAACGUUGAUCUAUACAGUCCUCCUUGCAAGCGGGCGCGCAUUAGUUCCAACUUUCUCUUUGGAUCCGCUGAGUUUGAGCAAAAUAAGCAGCCAUCAAUUGAUGUUCUUCCAGAUGAGUGCCUUUUUGAGAUCUUUAGGAGAGUCCAUGGUGGUAAAGAAAGGAGUGCCUGUGCUUGUGUCUCCAAGCGCUGGCUUAAUCUAUUAAGCAGUAUUAAGAGGACUGAAAUCUGUGAAGAGAAAAAUAUUCCUGUUUUCGACGAUGUAGAAAUGGUAUCUUGUGAUGAAAAUGGGGAAACCGAGAGUGAUGGAUAUCUUACUAGGUCUUUGGAAGGGAAGAAAGCUACAGAUAUUAGACUUGCUGCAAUUGCUGUAGGAACUAGUGGCCAUGGAGGGCUUGGUAAGCUUUUGAUCCGGGGUAGCAACUCUGUCCGCGGUGUCACAAACGUUGGUCUCUCAGCAAUUGCUCGAGGCUGCCCUUCUUUGAGAUCUCUUUCCUUAUGGGAUGUUCCUAGUAUUGGGGAUGAAGGUCUAUUCGAGGUGGCCAGAGAAUGUCAUUUGUUAGAAAAGCUGGACCUCUGCAAUUGUUCUUCAAUUACCAACAAGGGUUUGAUUGCAAUUGCUGAGAAUUGCCCCAAUUUGAUCUCUUUGAAUAUUGAAUCUUGUCCAAAGAUUGGAAAUGACGGAUUAAAAGCUAUUGGAAAGCUUUGCACGAAACUUCAAUCCAUAUCCAUAAAAGAUUGUCGUCUCGUUGGGGAUCAUGGAGUAUCUAGUCUAUUGUCCUCAGCUACCAAUGUCUUGUCAAAGGUAAAGUUUCAGGCCUUGAAUGUCACAGAUUUCUCUCUUGCUGUAAUUGGGCACUACGGAAAGAAUGUUACUAAUCUCGUUCUCAAUAAUCUUCAAUAUGUGAGCGAGAAGGGAUUUUGGGUCAUGGGUAAUGCUCAAGGUUUGCAGAAACUGACAUCUUUGGCGAUCUCCUCUUGCCGGGGGAUAACAGAUGUAAGUAUUGAAGCUAUCGCAAAAGGUUGCUCAAACCUGAAGCAGAUGUGCCUCCGCAAAUGUUGCUUUAUGUCGGACAAUGGGCUCGUUUCUUUCGCCAGAGCUGCAGGGUCUCUCGAGAGCCUGCAAUUGGAAGAGUGCAACAGGAUUACUCAAUCGGGGAUCGUCGGUGCCAUUUCAAACUGUGGAACAAAGUUGAGAACUCUAAGCCUUGCGAAGUGUAUGGGGAUUAGAGAUGUAGCAUCAGGACUGUCAGCAUCGACUCCUUGUAGCUCUCUUCGAUCCUUGUCCAUUAGGAACUGCCCGGGAUUUAGCAGCGCCAGUUUGGCCUUGGUGGGCAAAUUAUGUCCUCAGCUUCAGCAUGUUGAUCUCACUGGCCUUUGUGCGAUAACAGAUUCUGGGCUUCUUCCACUCUUGGAGAGCUCUGAAUCAGGACUUGUGAAGGUGAAUCUCACCGGCUGCAUGAGUUUGACUGACGAAGUCGUUUCAGCCUUGGCUAGGCUUCAUGGUGGAUCUCUUGAAUUGUUGAACCUCGAUGGUUGCAGAAAGAUUACAGAUGCUGGCUUGAUAGCCAUCGCUGAGAACUGUAUGUUUCUUAGUGAUCUCGAUGUGUCUAAAUGUGCAGUCACUGAUUCUGGAAUCGCGACUCUGUCGAAUGCAGAUCAGCUCAACCUUCAAGUCCUUUCUCUGUCGGGCUGUUCCGAAGUGUCAAAUAAGAGCUUUCCUUUCCUAAAGAAAAUGGGCAGGACUCUGAUGGGGUUAAAUCUUCAAAACUGUAGUUCUAUCAGCAGCAGCGCCAUUGAGCUGCUUGUAGAAAGCCUAUGGAGAUGUGAUAUCCUCUUUUAAUCAAGGAGGAUCGCGAGCAUAUCUACAGAAUUGAAGACGGCAAAGUGUCUUGGGGUUUACAGGCAGAAUCGAAGAAUUCCAGUUGGAUUUGAUAAAUUGUGAAUGGAUCGAGUUCCAAUAGUCAGAUUGCAGGGGUAGCAGAAAUACAGCAUAGUUUUUUGGCCUAUUAGUAACGGGUCCGCUUCUAACUCAGGCAUGGUUGUUUUACCAGGGAACUUUGGCAGAUCAUUACUCCAUCUUUUUGCAGGCUUUCCUCGUCUCGGAAGUUUGUUGCAACUUUUUAGUCCCCUUUGAUCGGGCGGCCUUCUAUUUCAAUGCCAUGGUUUCUUGAGAAUACAGUUUACCAAGCUCUAGUUUAUAUUUUCCCGUGUGGCUGGCUACUGGCUCUACUCCGAUCCAUCCAUGGUUUGUCAAGUCCUGUUAAGUUUUGCUGGAUGUAAAAACACCCCCAAGUAAGUUUAGCCUUUAAUGUACUAAUACCGAUCGCCUCAUUUCCGUGUUAUGUUAUGGUCAUCUGAGUCAUUUAGAGUGUGUUAUUUUCAUUAGUUUGUUCGUGUUAGUUGCAAGUGUCGAUAAUAAGGGGCUUGAAACCCUUGUUGGUUGAUCGGUCCUUUUCGUGUUUGCUUUCAGUUUAGUCGUUUGUGUGUAAGGUUGCUUAGGGCAGUUCUGUAAUCGGGGUUUCCUCAGAUUAGCAGGUGUUUGGCUGUGGUAUUAGGUUCCUCCCUUUUACCACUACAUCAUUGUUUUUAAGCCAGGCCUGAUUUUUCAGGUUUCUCUUUGAUUGUGAAUUGUACUUGGCAACUUCUUCAAUAAAAUGUUGUGUUUGUGUGCAA
Messenger RNA from Mercurialis annua (annual mercury), 3094 nucleotides. Its product is annotated as EIN3-binding F-box protein 1-like. The record is from RefSeq and is a predicted model, not a curated record. Lineage: Eukaryota; Viridiplantae; Streptophyta; Magnoliopsida; Malpighiales; Euphorbiaceae. Gene Ontology annotation, molecular function: protein binding. Gene Ontology annotation, biological process: SCF-dependent proteasomal ubiquitin-dependent protein catabolic process. Bases 318 to 2261 code for a protein of 647 amino acids. The transcript is spliced from 2 exons. Gene Ontology annotation, cellular component: SCF ubiquitin ligase complex.